Octodon degus (degu) is the source of this 708-nucleotide messenger RNA. RefSeq names its product TATA-box binding protein like 1 (gene Tbpl1). The coding region runs from base 109 to 708 and encodes 199 amino acids. The transcript is spliced from 8 exons. Gene Ontology annotation, biological process: DNA-templated transcription initiation. The record is from RefSeq and is a predicted model, not a curated record. Gene Ontology annotation, molecular function: DNA binding; general transcription initiation factor activity. NCBI's taxonomy places the organism in Eukaryota, Metazoa, Chordata, Mammalia, Rodentia, Octodontidae.
UACACAUCUGUGAGCUCUCUGCAUCUGUCACCUGCAGUUCCAAAUCGACACUGGCAUAUCUAGUGAUGUGAACUUCGUGGUGGGAAGCUAAGUUUUUAAACUACCCCAAUGGAUGCAGACAGUGAUGUUGCAUUGGACAUUUUAAUUACAAACGUAGUCUGUGUUUUUAGAACAAGAUGUCAUUUGAACUUAAGGAAGAUUGCUUUGGAGGGAGCGAAUGUUAUUUAUAAGCGUGAUGUUGGAAAAGUAUUAAUGAAGCUUAGAAAACCUAGAAUUACAGCUACGAUUUGGUCCUCAGGAAAAAUUAUUUGCACUGGAGCAACAAGUGAAGAAGAAGCUAAAUUUGGUGCCCGACGUUUAGCCCGUAGUCUGCAGAAACUAGGUUUUCAGGUAAUAUUUACAGAUUUUAAGGUUGUUAACGUUUUGGCAGUUUGUAAUAUGCCCUUUGAAAUCCGUUUGCCAGAAUUCACGAAGAACAAUAGACCUCAUGCCAGUUAUGAACCUGAACUUCAUCCUGCUGUGUGCUAUCGGAUAAAAUCCCUAAGAGCUACAUUACAGAUUUUUUCAACAGGAAGUAUCACAGUGACAGGGCCCAAUGUAAAGGCCGUGGCUACUGCUGUGGAACAGAUUUACCCAUUUGUGUUUGAAAAAUUUUUCUCGCAAAUUAGAAAUAAAGACAUGUAUAUACGCUCUAGGGAACAGGAAUAG